ACAUUGUUUCACACCCAGCUGUAUCCGUUAAUAUCUAUAGAUUUCUAUUAUUUAUCAUGAUUAUUGUCUGAAUAUUUCUCAGAUGAAUGUUUAUUCAUAAAAAUGUGAGAGGAAGUUCUUUAAAGCGUUCUGUAUUCUAAUUUUAGUCUAUAUUAUUUUGUGGUAUUCAUUUUGUUGUUUAUAGUCUGAUUUCUAUUGUCAUUGUCAUAAACAGAAACAGACUACCAAAAUAAAUGUCACAUUGGCAGUUUGGCAGAAAGUAUUCACUGAUAGUUGAGUCGGUGUUUUAAUAUUUCCCGCAAAUUGCUGAAAAUAUUAUAAAUUCUCGACAUAUAGACAAUAUUCUGUGAAGUGUGUUUAAAAUGCUGUGUUUCUUGCUCUGAUUACUAGGUUAUAAUGUCUACAUCAAGUAAUAUUUCGCAGUCGACAUAUUCCCCAUCAGAACCAGAAACUCCCCAAAAUACAGCACAAAGCAGAAUUCAAAAUUUCGACCAAUCACUGAAUCAUGCUGAUCUUGGACUGAGUAUUGAACAGUCUAUGAAAAGUGCUCAAAAAGAAAUGCAUCAAAAACGAAUCCAAGCUUUGAGAACUGAGCUUGAGUAUCUAAAAGCUACUGAAUGGGAGUUUGAGUAUGACAAGGGAUUUGUUCAGUAAUAGAUAUACCUAAUCGGAGAUUUUAUUAAUACCUACAUUAGCAGAAAAAAGCAAUCAAGAUGGUUUUCUCAUUAAUCAAGUCAGUUUAUAAUUAUUUCUUUUCUAAAUCUUCAUUUGAAGAAUAUGAUCGGCAGAUGGAAAUAUAUUUAGCCGAAGAGCUUACAAAAUUGGCAUUAGAUGAUGAUGACGAUAUUGUGCAAAGAACGGAGCCUGAACAUAAUCCCAGUGAUUGUUUUCAAAGGACUGGAGUAGUAAGUUACAUCGACGAGCAUGGAAGCUAUGUGCUUAUUGAUGGCAUGUUCUAUUUCAAUAUGGAGGGAUGUUCAAUCCACGUAGCUCAAAAUGACAAGGUUGUGUAUUUGUGCUACAAGGAAGCAGAUGAAUCAAUAGUAGUUGUCCGAAUACUACAAAACCUUGGGGAACAUUGGGGUGACUUUGAAGUGGAUGUUGAUGAGCGUGGUUUUCCCGUCAGAGAACAUGUUAUUGUUGGUGAAGUAGAGUACCGGCAGGACCGAAUGGUGAUUAUAAAAGAGAGUGAUCUCUCAUUCAGUCUGGACAAGGUGGUUGCAACUUUCGUCCCAGUCCAGGGAGACUUAUUGGAACUAAUGUGCAAGGUUAAAUACGAUGAAGAUAACCCUACAGAUGUAUCCAGUAACCAGGUGGUUGAAGUAAUUUCAUUCAGACCACUGAGACAUAAAGUGGUACCUUCGGAAAUAAAACAAUGGAACGGAAAGGAGGGAAUUUGUCACAACCAGAUUUAUUUUAAUAUAUCCUCGUGUAUGAUCAAUGGUGGAGAGCCACAUGUCGGAGCCAAGACUUUUAUUGAAGCCAUAGAGAGUAACCAAGGUUCCUGCUCGUGGAGAGUUCUAAAAAUGGAAGUAACAGACAAAGCCAAAGUUGUACAAGACAAUCCUGAAGUUGAUAACAUUGAAAAAAAUAGUCUAGAGAUUGAAGCAAAUAAUAACAUAGAAGUGACUUACCCUUUAAAGUUUGACAAUGUCCGCUUUCAUGAGAGGCCUCAAAUAACACUGACUAUUACAAACAGAAAUAACCAACCAAUAAUCAUGUAUAAGUGGAUAGUACUUUGCAGAAAAAAAGAUUCACAAAUAACGAUGUAUCCAGUUUUACCGAAGUACACCAAACUGUAUCCCAACGAACCAUUCAAUUUAACAAUCGAUUGCCAUCCAAAAUUUUACGGCAAAUCAAAAGAACACGUGAUAAUAUCAUUCAAAGGCUUUAAAGUUGAAAGAUUAGUUGAAAUAAAUGUUUUAAGUGAGCUUACUUCUAGUGAAGAUUCUAGAAGUACUUUUAAAAGAAAUAAUACCAAUGACACAAGGACCGCAUUCAAAAGAGGAGAAACUAAUUACGUACCUGGCGUACGACUGGCUAAGAAUCCUAACUUUAGGACUGUAAGAAUGGGACAAUAUAACAUACCAGAGAAAGUUGAGUCUGCUAUUUUGGGCGACAAUGAGAGAUUGGCCCGGAGAGAUAUUUUACAAAGAAUUGAAUACAGUUUUCCUUGUCUCAUUCAAAAUUUGAAUGUUUCAAACUAUGUGGAUAAAUGGCAUACAUUAUUAUACAUGGAAGAAAUUAAAGCAACAAUUAAUGUUAGAAGUUUCAACAUGCCAUCUACGUUUUUACUUAAAAAUCAAGAAUAUCUAAGCCUUGAAAUUAAAAAGUUGGCUGAAAGGAGGCCCUCUCUAAUCGUUGGUGACAGAGUUAUAGUUACUGAUAUGUGGGAUGAGAAUUCUUAUACUUAUGAAGGCUUUAUUCAUGUUAUUCGAGGGGAUCAAGUACUGUUUAAGUUUAACCCUAGAUUUCAUGAAUCUUACAGAGGAAGUGAUGUUUCUGUAGAAUUUUGUCUUAGCAGAGCUUCAUACAGAAAAUUACACCACGCUAUCAGUAAGGCACUCUCAACACUGGGAACAGAUGUCUUGUUUCCCUCUCGCCUAAUAUCGCGCCCACCUCAAUUACCUUUAGAAAAAAUUAACAAUUUGAAAUGGUUUAAUCCAAACUUGAACUAUCAUCAAAAAAAGGCCAUAAGGAACAUCUUAAUUGGAGAAUGUCGUCCAAUGCCCUAUUGCAUAUAUGGCCCACCAGGUACUGGUAAAACCGUCACUGUUGUGGAAACUCUAUUACAGAUAAUAACGCUUAUACCCGACAGCAGAAUUUUAGUUGCAACACCAUCAAAUAGCGCUGCAAAUUUAAUCACCGAAAGACUCUUACAAUAUAGAAAACUGUUUUCAAGUUCGAUCAUCAGACUAAUUGCUAACUAUAUGAUAGAUUCGGAAAACAUUCCAGAUGUAGUCAAACCGUACUGUGCAGUUUUAAACAUAGCUAGAGAAAAAACGUCCAUGUCACAUCAUGCUAUUGUUGAAAACGGCAUUAAUAUGAAUGUACCGUCAUCCUAUGUGGGGCGAUAUCGAGUUACUAUUGGGACAUGCAAUUGUCUCGGGACGCUUGCGUUAAUGGAAUUACAUAAAGGACAUUAUACUCAUGUAAUAAUUGAUGAGGCAGGACAAGCUAUAGAACCCGAAAUUAUGAUCCCCAUGACUUUCAUAAACAAAGAAAGUGGACAGAUUAUUCUGUCUGGUGACCCAAUGCAACUUGGGCCAAUUGUGUUGUCCGACUAUUGUAAAGAAUACGGUAUGGAUAAAUCGUACUUAUCUAGAUUGCUUGAAACAUUCCCUUAUCAAAAGGACUUUGCAGCCUUCGAAAAUGGAUUUAAUGAAAAGUUGGUGACUCGAUUGACAGAAAAUUAUAGAUCUUUGCAGGAAGUUAUAAAAUUACCCAGUGAAAUGUUUUAUGAUGCAUCCUUAGUGUCUAGAGUUGACCGGAAUGCUCCGUUCGUCACGAAAAUCAUCGAUGUUAUGUCAGAAAUAUUUGAUAUGCCUGAAGAUUCUAAAACUGGAGGAGUGUUCGUGCAUGGCGUCAAAGGAAACAAUGCAAGAGCCGCGGACAGUCCUUCCUGGUAUAAUCCUGAAGAAGCUUCUACGAUCGCAAUGAUUGUUUGUAAACUGUAUAAGAGUAAUAUAUCACCAGAUGAAAUAGGAAUUAUUGCACCUUAUGUAGCUCAGAUAAGACAUCUACGGCGCUUAUUUGAGCAUAUGCAUUUGGAUCGUCCUAAAAUCGGCACCGUUGAAGAGUUCCAAGGUCAAGAAAGGUCUCUUAUAAUAAUAUCUACAGUAAGGUCAUCCAGUCACCUUAUUGAAGACGAUCUUCAACACUCAUUGGGAUUUGUUGAGAAUCCAAAAAGGUUAAAUGUUGCACUAACGCGAGCACAAGUAGCAGUGAUGUUGAUUUGCGAUCCCCAUUUGUUGUCACAUGAUCCAAAAUGGAACAAAAUCAUAACUCACGCCGUCAAUGAGAACAAAUACAUGGGGUGUGACUUCUCUGGUUGUAACGAGACAAAAGAAUUACAAGAAUACUUCGAAGAAUGGGAUGAAUGAAUUUUUUACAUUUACUAUCUGAGAGAAGCAUGACUAUAUUUUUUUAAAUAAUAGAAUAUUUACUCGCAACGGAUUCGUGUGUAGAUUACAUAAAUCAAUGUAGAUUUAGAUUUUCACUGCAGUUUUUACUCCCAUUUUUACAGGAUCUGCUGUUUAUCCUCAAUUUAAUUAAAAUAAUAGAUCGAUAAGUAUAAACCGCUACGUAGUCAUGGUGUAUAUUCACAAAGGGUUAUAUGAUGAGUAGCCUUAACCAGAUGCAAUUCAUUUUAAUGACUGGUUAGGGUGGUCUCAUCUUGCAAUUAGCUUUUAUUAAAUGGUUUUAUUUAACUUGCCCAAUUUGUUUGGGGUGAGGUUAGUAAUAGGGUAAUUUCCUCAAUUUUAUCUUUCUGAUAGAUUAUAUCGGAAUAUAAGACACGUAUUUUUAUACAAAAUUAAGUACUUUGACGAUAUUGAUUUGAAAUGGCAUGUGACGUCACCAUUUACUACAUUUUAUAGGGUAUCCUUCCACUCCUAAACUUAACUCCGCUCUAUUUAAGUAUUGUAACUUUUUAAGACAGAAUAAUAAAAUACGUGUCUAAUAUUUUUUAAUUAUCCAAUAUAUUUCAUACCCUAUACUGUGUGUUUUUAUUCUCGUAACAUAGAAAUAUGUGUGCAUUGUACAGGUUCUCCAAUAAGGGCUGGUUGGAUGUGUCAACCUUUAGUAUCUAUGUUACUCUUGUUGUCCAACUCUGCUGUACUGUGUAGUCUUCGAUAACAUUCCUAUAAUCGCCUUUUUUGUCUGGUACAAAAACCUACUUAACCGCCAAACGUGUAUGAACGACAAGAAACAAUUAUGGCAACUUCAAACUUCAGACAUGUAUUUCUAAAGUCUGCUUCUCUAAAUGAAAUAUCUUUUUAUACUCUUUAGUACGUAAGAUAUGUAAAAAGAAAUUAAAUACACGCAUGCUUUCAAACCGAAACCAUACCAAAGUAACCUGUCAAUGUUUCUUUUUAAAAUAAUGCAGACAUAACACGUUUAUGAAAUUAUGAAUGUGUGAAACUAGCUGUGUAUUGAAAGUCGUAUUUAUAGUUUUAAGUUUUCUUAAAUACAAAUUAAUCCUUUAGAAA
Messenger RNA from Spodoptera frugiperda (fall armyworm), 5210 nucleotides. RefSeq names its product probable RNA helicase armi. Bases 714 to 4103 code for a protein of 1129 amino acids. The record is from RefSeq and is a predicted model, not a curated record. Gene Ontology annotation, molecular function: helicase activity. NCBI's taxonomy places the organism in Eukaryota, Metazoa, Arthropoda, Insecta, Lepidoptera, Noctuidae. The transcript has 6 exons.